AUGAUUCCUUCAGCAGCCAGUUCGUUAGCCAAGAGGCGCAAGAAGAAGAUCAUCGAUGCGGAGAGUCUCGGUAGGAAAAGGCUGGAGCAACUGAUGCGAGAUUGCAAGCCGCAGGAGUCGACGCCCGUGGCAAAGAACGAGGCAAAGAACGUGGCGAAGAACGUGGCAAAGAACGUGGCGAAGCCUGAGGUGCAGGCCAAGCCCAAGCUCAAGCCCGCGGUGGUAGAGCCCAAGCCCGUGGUGAGAGAGCCCAAGCCUGAGGAACAGGAUGAACCCGGUGCAGAGCCUGCGGCAAAGCCUGCGGCAAAGCCUGCGGCAAAGCCUGUGACAAAGGCUGUGGCACAGCCUGCGACAAAGGCUGUGGCCAAGCCUGUGGCAAAGCCUUUGGCAAAGCCUGUGGCAAAGCCUGUGGCAAAGCCUAAGCCUGUGGCAAAGCCUGUGGCUGCGGGGGUGAAUUGGGUGCCGAUUGCCUUGAUCCUUGCGGCUUGCGUGCUUGGACUCGGGGCCGCGAGCCAACAUCCAGCUGUGCAGGCGAAGAUCUUUGGCUCUCCCGGCACUGGCUUUCCAAACCUCAUGGGAUCAAAGCCUUCCGGCAAGCCCAGAGAAGGAGGGUCUGGCUACGACCCCGUGGGAAGCUCCUAG
Messenger RNA from Symbiodinium natans, 642 nucleotides. NCBI's taxonomy places the organism in Eukaryota, Dinophyceae, Suessiales, Symbiodiniaceae. The record is from the annotation of a GenBank genome assembly.